AUCCCCGCCGUCACGCUCUCUUUCCGUCGUUACAGUGCUCCAAUGGGGCCUAAUUAACCAAUCGACCCCAUGGAACCUGCCCGACGCCGCUGCCAGUGACCACGAUGCUCGAAAUCUCAUGUCCCUCUUCCGCACCCUCGACCGGACCUCCGCAGUCUCUCCACACCAAGCUCCCUUCCUUGCCUUCCUAUGUCCCGUCCUCCAGCAGACGGAGGGGUCGCGGCGCAGCUUCAGUCAUGCUGCAAUAAAACAUGGCUCGCGUACCAAGACUCCCACCGGCAAUCCCACCGGCAAUCCAAUGGAGGCCUUCUUCAUUCGAGCCCUCGUGCGCGCCGGCUCCUGUCAAAAACAUGCACGGCACAUGCACAACCUGCGCAGUGCCGUCCCUCAGCCAUCACAGCAACACAAGCCCCGCCGGAAACGCGUCCCAGACCACGGCCGGCACCAUGACCAUCGAGGGUUCAAGACAAAGGCCGAGCAUAAGGGGCCUCUGGACAAGGCCGGGCAAUUUGCAAAGAAAGAGCUCAAGGCCAUGGUGGACUACUACGGGAUUGAGGUGGAUACCCGCCCCGAGGACGACGGCAUGAUGGACGAUGGCGGGCCGUUGAUAUGGAACGUGGGCGGCAACCAUGAGCCGUGGCCCCUUCGUGAGGCCACCGACUUCUUCCACAUACGGCGACUCAAGAAGCUGCUCAAAAACGAUGAAUCGCCCCACGAAGAGGUCUUCGACACGUACAGGAAGCUGCCUUCGCCAGGCGUUGUGUACCUCGAAACGGAUAUGAUUCGGAGCCUGCUACACCAUCUGUCCAUCGUUGAACGCCCUUCUCCCACAGCUAUGCAGCGGUUCAUGUCUGUACUCGAUGACAUGAAAAGCGCACACAUACACAUCACUCAGUCAGAAUGGACUACAGCAAUCUACUUCGCCGGUCGCUGUAUGGGCAGGGUAUCUGGCGAGGAAGUGACAUCCGCGUUGAGCAUGUGGCGCGACAUGGAGCACCGUGCUGGUGUCAAGGGCGGCUUCGUGACGCUGAACGUCCUCUUUGAUGUGGCAGUCAAGGCAGGGAAAUACACACUGGCCGAGACCUUCCUCAAGGAGCUGCAAGCGCGCAAGCUCAAGCUGCAUCGCCACUUCCGAGUCUCGUUGCUGUAUUACUACGGCGUGCUGCAAAACGGCAAUGGCGUCAGACAGACGUACCAAGACCUCGUCGAAGCCGGCGACAUUGUAGACACACCGGUCAUGAACGCCGUCAUUGCAGCUCUCUUCCGUGCUGGCGAGCCUGCAGCCGCGGAGCAUGUGUUCGAGCGAAUGAAAAGGCUACAUGCUGCGAAAGAGCAGCCCGCGCCAGGCCACAGGUUCUUCAUGAACAACUGGCGAGAUCGCCGAGCAGUGGGUUUGCACUUUACUCACCAAGCUCGGCAGCUCAAGCGCGCUGGAAAGAAGGAGGAGCUGAAGGAGCUGCAGGACUACGCGCCAAUCGCUCCAAAUUCGCGUACGUACGCGCUGCUCAUACGGCAUCACUCCACAGUAACCGGGGAUAUCGACCGCGUGAAUGAGCUGCUCCGGGAAAUGCAGGUCAACUCCAUUCCCAUCGAGGGUACCACCUUCAUCGUCAUGUUCUACGGUUUCAGUUCCUUCGGCGGUGUUCGAUAUUCUUCCUGGACAGCCGACAAGCUGGAGAGAGUAUGGGCGCAAUUUCUUGUGGCCGUGACGAAUAAGACAGACCGCACAUGGCUCUCCAGUAUGGCCGUCACUGCAGCUUUGAAAGCGUUCAAAAGAUGCACGAACCCCGACCGAGCCUUGCGUGCAUGGGAAGAGCUUCGGCCUAGCUGGCAGCCCAGUGAACAAGAGCUGGAAAGCGUCAUGCAAGAGCUGCGGAGAAUCGAUGUAAAGCCUGGCUUCUUCAGCAAGAACGUCAGAGGGCGGAUACGAUAAGUG
This is a messenger RNA of Macroventuria anomochaeta, 1936 nucleotides long. RefSeq lists its product as uncharacterized. The record is from RefSeq and is a predicted model, not a curated record. NCBI's taxonomy places the organism in Eukaryota, Fungi, Ascomycota, Dothideomycetes, Pleosporales, Didymellaceae. Bases 119 to 1933 code for a protein of 604 amino acids. The transcript has a single exon. Gene Ontology annotation, molecular function: protein binding.